Didymella exigua CBS 183.55 is the source of this 1588-nucleotide messenger RNA. RefSeq names its product putative epoxide hydrolase. The transcript has 2 exons. NCBI's taxonomy places the organism in Eukaryota, Fungi, Ascomycota, Dothideomycetes, Pleosporales, Didymellaceae. The record is from RefSeq and is a predicted model, not a curated record. Bases 55 to 1203 code for a protein of 382 amino acids. Gene Ontology annotation, molecular function: epoxide hydrolase activity. Gene Ontology annotation, biological process: epoxide metabolic process.
CACAAUUAGUUGAUUCUCAUCUAUCCAUCCAGUUUCCCUUCAACAGCAACAGCCAUGUCGUACUCACCACCCAGCUCCGCGAAGCCCUUCACGCUCAAUAUACCGGACCAGGAUAUCGAUGAGUGGCGCCAGCUCCUCACGCUCUCCAAGCUCGCGCCCGAAACAUGGGAAGGCUCCCAUGAAGACGGCCGCUACGGCGUCACGCACAAGUGGCUUCGCGAGACAAAGGACUACUGGCUGAACACGUACGACUGGCGCGCCGAGGAGAGGCGCAUAAACUCGUUCCCCAACUAUCGCAUGGCCAUUGACGGCGUCGAUGUACACUUCGUCGCCCUCUUCUCCUCAAAAAAGGACGCCAUCCCCAUACAGCUCCUGCACGGCUGGCCCGGCUCCUUCGUCGAGUUUCUGCCCAUGCUCAACCUCAUCCGGACCCAGUACCCUGAUGCAAAGGACCUUCCGUACCACAUCAUCGUGCCCUCGCUCCCCGGAUACCCGCUCUCGCCGCGCCCGACAGACCGCGAUUGGACCAUGGAAGAGAGUAGCACGGUGCUCAACCAGCUGAUGGUGAACCUCGGCUUCACCAAGUACAUUGCGCAGGGCGGCGAUGUCGGAAGUUUCGUUGCACAAUCGAGUGCGGCGAGAUACGAUGAAUGCGUGGGGAUUCACUUGAACAUGUUCACCGGACAGACUGACAACCUGGAGCUCUCAGAGCUCGAGAAGAAGUCGAUCGCCUCCGCGCAGGCGUGGCAAGAGACGGGGAUUGCGUAUGCGCAGGAGCAUGCCACUCGCCCCAGCACCAUCGGCAGCGUUCUGAGCUCGAAUCCGCUUGCGCUGCUUGCCUGGAUCGCCGAGAAGCUCAUUGAAUGGACCGACACGACGCCCCCGCUCGACCACAUCCUAACCAACAUCACACUGUACUGGUACACAUCCAGCAUACUAACCUCGCUGUAUCCGUACCGCCAGCUGUUCAGCAAGGUGCUGGGCGCCGCAGCCGUGCCCAACGUGUACAUCUCCAAGCCCACUGGGUUCUCGUUCUUCCCGCACGAGCUGUCCCCCGGCUUCAAGAGGGUGGUGGAGAAGGGCGUCAACCUGGUCACGUACGAAGAGCACGAGCACGGGGGCCACUUCGCGGCGCUCGAGCAGCCGGAGGCGCUGUGGGGCGAUGUCGAGGCCUAUGUCAAGAUCGCGUGGGGAAAGGUAUGAGGCCGUACGUCUCGGUAUUUGGUGGCGUGUUGAGCUGACGGUGGCAGGCGAGCGCUGGGCCGAGGUUGUAGGUGUAGCAGCAACAGGUACGCAGCCGUAGACGGUGGUUGUUGAUAGCCUUGGGAUGGGAUCAGCUAGGCCACCAGUCGUUUCAAUAGCAGAGAUCAUCGACAAUUCAGUGCAGGUGUAAGGUGAACGUGAGGGAUCGAGGUCAAGGGGUCCCAUCAGCGCUGUUGCAUUUGCUCCACGUUCACCCCCGAUCUCACGCACAUACGUGUUCGUCGUGGACAGUCCACACGCUGACCAUUGCAUAUUUUCGUCGUUCACACGUUCUGCCUUUGCAUCCUCAAUUCUUCUAUUCCCUAGGUCCCUCAAUCAAGAUCUU